Molecule: messenger RNA, 336 nt
Organism: Sporothrix brasiliensis 5110
Lineage: Eukaryota; Fungi; Ascomycota; Sordariomycetes; Ophiostomatales; Ophiostomataceae
Exons: 2
Coding region: 1-336 (111 amino acids)
Source: RefSeq, a predicted model, not a curated record
AUGGCUUGCAACACGUCCAUCGCCUCCUUGUGCGCCUGGUCCCACUCUUUCCAGAGCUUCUCGAGGUCGCUCUCCAAGGCCACGGCGGAUGCACGGACCAUUGCAAUGCGGUCGACAACCCGCUCAUUCUUUUCCACGGGACCUCCGCCACCGACGUCACCGCGUCCAGUGCUCUCGCGCGUCUGCACCUUGACCAUCCAGGACUCGGCCGACCGGCUAAAUGGACAGAAACGCUUCCUCCCGCUGAGCCAUGCGGCCGAGUUCAGCCUCGAGCUCGUCUUGGGCAGCGGCCAUGCGGUUGGUGGCUUCCGAGUGCAGCUCCUCAGCCCGGCUUGA